UAUAAUGCAAUUAUUUUCAACUAUAUGCCAUCAUAUAAUGUGAAUACACACCAAAAAUCAAACUCAAGACAAGGUAAGAAGGAGAAGAAGACGAUAUGGGAUCAUGCUUAUCGUCGCCGUCAUCAUCAUCAACAUUGCCACGCACAAGGACGGUAGAUUACAAGGUAAACUAUAUCGCCAGGCCAACGCGUACCAAGCAGCAAGUACGAGCUAAACCAUCUACCAAGCUAUGUCUGAUCUGUAUGGACGAAAAGUCUCCCUCCGACAUCUUCCGAGGAACCACUAGUUGCACUCACUCGUACUGCACCGAGUGCACGGUCCGUUACGUGACGACCAAGGUGGAAGAAAACGCAGCAAGGGCAAGGAUCAAGUGUCCUGACAUGAAUUGCACGCAACUGAUAGAGCCCUACACGUGUAGAGAUUUGAUCCCAAAGGACUUGUUCGUGCGAUGGGACAAAGCCUUGUGCGAGUUGUUGAUCAUGUCUUCAGAGAAAGUGUACUGUCCGUUCGAAAAAUGCUCGGCUGUGAUGGUGGUGGACGAUGAUGAUGGUGAAAAAGUGACGCAGACGGAGUGUCCGUCUUGUCACAGACUGUUUUGCGCUCAAUGUGAGGUGCCAUGGCACGCAGGGAGUGGGUGCAAGGAGACGAAGAAGAAGAAGACGAGGAAUAGCGACAAAGAAGAUGCUUUGUUGAUUGAUUUGGCUAAGAAGAAGAAGUGGAGGGUCAGGUGCCCUAAAUGCAAAUUCUACGUUGAGAAAGCCUCUGGUUGUUUGCAUAUAAGAUGCAGGUGUGGUUUCCAGUUUUGCUAUCGUUGUGGAUCACCGUCUAUUAAUCUUCAUCACUCAUGUGGAGUUGGUAGUACCUCAUCAACCCCGUGGUAGCGAGACUAUUCAUUUAAAUAUGUUUUAGAACAUUUUAAUACGCUGUCGCUGUUAUAAAGUUACAUUAUCUAUUACAGCGCUCUUUUUUCCUACAUAUAUUUAUUUGCGCUUGUUCUUCAAAGUACGGAAAGUUUUACUGAAGUAACUUGCGUAAUUGCAACUUACUUGUGAUCUUGCUGUGACACCUAUCUUAAACUUCAAAAACUGCUAAAACCUAGAGAGAAAAUCCGAUCGAGAAUUUAUUAAGCGUGUGAAAAAUAAUUGAAAAAAUAUUUGUAUCUAUCUAUAUUUUGAAAAAUAAAAUCUUUCCGUAAGAAGAUUUAAUUUUCUAAAUAAGAGCAUACGCAGUAGAGCAUUUCUCCACAAGUUUCUUAAGAAUAAAAUGAGAGAUUUUUGACUCACAUACCAUUUUCUCAUCAUCACGUACCAAGUUUCUCAAAAGAGUUUUUUAGCAUUGCGCAAGCUCUCAUAUAUUAGUGACCUGCAAGGUGAUGUGUGAUAUGGAAAGCUAUACUAUUACAUGUGCCAUGUGUGGUAAAGAAACGUUUAGUUUAAUUCAGUUUGUUCCAGAGCUAUACUAUUACAUGUGUGAUGUGGUACUCUUAGAUCCUAAGGGUCAAGUGUCUAAAUAAAUAUAUAUUCCCUCUGUUUCAAAUUGUAUUAUGUUUUUGGUUAAAGACACGAGAAUUAAGACAUCCAUUUUCUCAUAAAGUAGUUAUUGCCCCCCACCUCUCUUAUCAUUGCAUUGAUUUGCUUCCAUUACACCAGUUCAUUGUUCCACCGCCUCAAUAAAUAGUUUUUAAGUAUUGUUAGUAACUCUGACCAAAAAAAAAAGUAUUGCAAGUAGCGAAAAUAUUCAGUAUUCCAUAAACAUUAGUAUUACAAAUCUGUGUUGAGUGAGAAUGAAACCUUGUUUUUUCUUCUUGGUCAACAAACCUAAUACCCUAUAGAUAGUUAAAUAGAGAUGAGAGGGGGGGCGGGCUUAGAGUCAAAAUGUUGAGUCACGGGAAUAGAUAAGAGAGGCACAAUGCACAUGGCUAAAAGAAAAGACCCAAGCAAAUGAGAACAACACUAUCCUCACUCAGUCUGUAUGUCCCCAUCUACAAUUUUGUAACAUUCGUUGGUUAGAUCAUGUAUAUCCUCUAUAUCCUUCAACAUUCUAACAAAGUAUACAUUCAUUAUCAAUUUUGUAUUUUUGUGUCCUACCAAAAAACUGUUGAUAUCGUCCUGUCUUUUUGUUUGUAGUGUGGUCUUGCUACCACGGGGUUGGCUUCUUUUUUUGGGUGGUCGACGAAUUGACUUCUUUUUAAUAAACAAAUUUCAAAUAAUUAUAAAUUCAAGUAGCCUCGUUUUUUACUUAAGACAUGUUUUUGAGAGUUAAAUACUUGAGACAUGUUUCUAACCAAUAAGAUUGCACAAACAUAAAAUGGUAGCAUAAAUUAGUAGACAUGUUGAAUCGUGAAUUCUGUUGAACAUGAUAGGUACACCUUCAUUAACGUAUUUUUUUCAACUAAAAUCGAUCUAUUUAAGAGUAUUUAAUUAAAGUUGGAUCAAAUAACGGAAUUGUGAUAAAUUGAAAAUUUUGCAUGCUAAAUUCUUACAAACACUAUAAAAAAACAUGCAAUUAACGACGACACAUAUCAUCGUUAGUUUGUCAUUGAUCACUUACUAGCAAUGAAAUGUAAAUUGUAUUUACAGCAUCUUUAAUGUAAAACUCAAUUUUUUCUUUGAAAAUGGAGUAAAAGUAAAAAUGGAGUAAAAUUGUUCCAACCCUACUCUAUUUCUUACUCUAUAAUGGAGUGAUGAACAUACAAAAAAUAGAUUACUCUAUUUAUAGAGUAAAUUUUAUUAUGGAGUGAGAUAUAGAAUUGGGUUGGAGCAUUCCUUACUCCAUAUUCACUUUUACUCAAUUUUAGAAAAAAAAAUAGAGUAAAGAUGGAGAUGCCCUUAUAUGCACGUCAUAACUUACAAAUGAACGUAAUGUUGUUGUAAAGGUCAGAAAUCAAUGUUAGUUCGACGUAACCUUACGUUGUAUUGUUUCAUUGUAAUUAAAUAGUAAAUAUUUGUUAUUACUUAGUCGUAAUGUUUCAUAAUUGCAUGGUUUUGGAAUACACCAAAAAACGACGAUGAAUUAACAUCGAUAAUUGGUGUUAAUUGGUCAUAGCCAUUACGACGAAUUAAGUCCGUCGAAGUUAACUCUUUUAAUAUUGGUUGCGACCAGAUAUUUCGAAAUCUCGAUAAACGAUUAGCCGUAUUCUGCGGGAUAUAGCUUUGUUUUAGUUUCGUGCAGUUCCAAACUAGUAUGUUCUUUUAAUUAUUCGUAGAGUAUUAAACUAUGCUCAGUUACGUUUUUAGAAUUUUUAUAAGAAUGCUUGUCUCAUCCUUUUUUUUUUUUAUGGAACUUUAAAAUUGCGAUCACUUCUACCAAGAAAGAAGAAAGAAUAUGAACAAGGAAAACGACAUACAUAAAGAGGUCCAUAGAAUUUAAUGCGUCACAUUUACUCCACCCAUAUGAAUGUCUAUUGAGUUUUAUAAGAUUUGACAUUAAAUUAUAUUAUAAUUCAUCGCAUUACACAUUCAAAGAGGAAAACAAAACAUGUAGCUAUUUCUUUUAUAAAAAACGAUUUUACUAAAGUAUUGUAAUGUUUUUGGCUGAUAUUGUAACAGUCGGUUUGUGUUUGAGUAAUAAAAUAGCCGUUUGUUGCAAAAAAAAAACAGUGGGUUUGUGAUAUAUGAUAGUUUAUAGUAAAAUGCUUAUAAAAGUUGAUUUAAUUAUCUAUGUUAGCACACUUAUCUUUUGAGUUACUUGUAUAGAAAGAAUUUAGUGUUAAACAUGGUUGAACUGUAGUAACAGGACAUAUCAAAAAAUGAUUGGCGAUAUUACGUGAAUGAGAUCAAAAUACAUUAGAAAUGUCAUUGUAUAAUCAGUAAAUAAGACAUAAGAUUUUGAUAAUUAACCCAUCGACGAUCGCACAGGAUGAAGUCUCAUUACAAUGAACGACCGGACGUAAAAACUCUUUAGCAGUGGACAAUCGGAGCUUAACAAUUAGUAUAUUCUUAGGAUAAAACAGAAACAUGUUCGUAUCAUAUGUGUUAUACGAAUUUCUGAAUAAAAAAAAAUAAUUUUACUUUCGUAAUUGCAUGUAAAGUCAACGUAUAUUAAUUUUUAUAUGCACAUAAUAUUAGACAUGUAAGAGAUUGGCUUUUUUGAUCCAAGCAACGAAAAGGUAACUGAAACAGAAACCAAUUAUAAAAGAAGUUUUUAUUGGUAGAAUAGAAGUCCAUUUUGUGAUGAAGAGAGAGACCAUAAUAAGAGACAAACCAACUGCCAAAGCUUUUAAAAAUUUAAACAAAAGCCAUGGUUUCUAUAAAACACUCACAAUUUAUAAAUUGGUUCGCAUAUAUAUGGAACUUUAGGAAAACCUAUUAAACUCUAUAAAACACUUCAAAUCUAUAAAUUUGUUAAGUUUUCAUUUUAAAAUUAACUUCCAACUUAUAAUUAAAAUUUAUUAAUAUUUUUAUCUGGAAAACUCUUAAGAUUUUAUGGAUGCGGAAAAUAAUUCCCAAAUUCUUAUGUCUUCUCCCGACCAUCGCUUUCUUGGCUGCUAUGUUUGAGUAACUCUCCAUUUCCUCGGGGCUCGAAUAUAUAGACCGUGGAGCUGCUUAAUAAAUAUUCCUCCAAUCAGAUGUUUGAUCAUAAUCUUCUAUGCAAUGUUACAUCUUCAAAGUUGAAAAUUCUCUUUAACCAAAUCAGCUUUGAUUCGUGUAACAUAAAGUGUGCAGAGUAGUUACCAGGUUGGAAGAUAAAACAUUUAAGACACAAUACUAAAGUCUUUUGGUUCUUCUCUUUUUUGUCUUUUUUUCAGAAAAAAAAAAGUAUUUUGGUACAAACAUUAAACGUGAGCUUCGAUCAUUAAAUACACAAAGACACAUUUGUAGUUAGGUAUGUUUAUGUCAAACAUUAGGCUACCUAAUCACACAAUUAAAUCUUGAAAAAUCUAAUUAUGCUCAGUUGAUCAUUACAAAGGGAGAGAGAGUGUGGGGGUGAAAACAUAAAAGGUAAACAAAUGAGUGGGUAAAAAGGUAAAA
Molecule: messenger RNA, 4970 nt
Organism: Brassica rapa (field mustard)
Lineage: Eukaryota; Viridiplantae; Streptophyta; Magnoliopsida; Brassicales; Brassicaceae
Product: probable E3 ubiquitin-protein ligase RNF217
Biological process (GO): protein ubiquitination
Molecular function (GO): zinc ion binding; ubiquitin-protein transferase activity
Source: RefSeq, a predicted model, not a curated record